Messenger RNA from Drosophila busckii, 2576 nucleotides. RefSeq names its product dolichyl-diphosphooligosaccharide--protein glycosyltransferase subunit STT3B (gene Stt3B). The record is from RefSeq and is a predicted model, not a curated record. Gene Ontology annotation, biological process: post-translational protein modification. Gene Ontology annotation, cellular component: membrane. The coding region runs from base 107 to 2431 and encodes 774 amino acids. The transcript is spliced from 5 exons. NCBI's taxonomy places the organism in Eukaryota, Metazoa, Arthropoda, Insecta, Diptera, Drosophilidae. Gene Ontology annotation, molecular function: dolichyl-diphosphooligosaccharide-protein glycotransferase activity.
GUUCUUAUCGCCGGUAUAUUUUUUAGGCUACGUGUCUUACUAGUAUUUAUCUGCGUUAUAAUAAUUUAAUUUAAGUACGCAGCUGGAGCUGCAACUUAUAUUAAAAAUGAACCGCAGCGCAAAAAUUGUAAAUAGUAAAGUUGCUGGAUACAGCAGCCUUAUUACAUUUUCGGUUUUGCUAAUUGCAUGGAUAGCAGGAUUUUCAUCUCGCUUGUUUGCUGUCAUACGAUUCGAGUCGAUAAUACACGAAUUUGAUCCAUGGUUUAACUACAGAGCAACUGCCUACAUGGUGGAACACGGCUGGCACAAGUUUCUCAACUGGUUUGACGAGCGAGCAUGGUAUCCUUUAGGGCGAAUUGUUGGGGGAACCGUAUAUCCAGGAUUGAUGAUAACUUCCGGCAGCAUACAUUAUCUGUUGCACAUGCUCAACAUUCCAGUGCAUAUACGGGACAUUUGUGUGUUCUUAGCUCCAGUUUUUAGCGGACUCACCUCAAUUUCAACGUACCUGCUUACCAAGGAACUUUGGUCACCCGGCGCAGGCUUAUUUGCUGCCAGUUUUAUAGCGAUUGUGCCCGGCUAUAUCAGUCGUUCAGUAGCAGGAUCGUACGAUAAUGAAGGAAUCGCCAUUUUCGCAUUACAGUUUACCUACUUUUUGUGGGUGCGAUCUGUUAAAACUGGCUCCGUAUUCUGGUCAGCAGCUGCUGCUCUUUCCUACUUUUACAUGGUCUCUGCCUGGGGCGGCUAUGUAUUUAUAAUAAAUCUGAUACCGUUGCAUGUAUUCGUCCUGCUCCUAAUGGGACGCUACUCACCACGACUACUUACCAGCUACUCUACGUUCUACAUACUGGGACUGCUUUUCUCAAUGCAAAUACCAUUUGUUGGAUUCCAGCCAAUACGCACAAGCGAGCACAUGGCAGCAAUGGGCGUCUUUGUUCUGCUUCUAGCGGUCGCAACCCUGCGUCACUUGCAAUCAGUAUUGUCCAAGAACGAAUUUAAGAAGUUGUUUCUUGUAGGCGGACUGCUGGCAGCUGUGAUAGUAUUUAUUGCCGUCGUUAUUUUGACCGUUAUGGGUGUGGUAGCACCAUGGAGUGGACGCUUUUACUCGCUCUGGGAUACUGGAUAUGCUAAGAUACACAUACCAAUUAUUGCAUCAGUUUCGGAGCAUCAGCCCACAACUUGGUUCUCAUUUUUCUUCGACUUGCACAUCCUUGUGUGCGCAUUCCCAGUGGGUCUGUGGUAUUGCAUUAAACAAGUGAACGAUGAGAGAGUGUUUGUGGUACUAUAUGCUAUAAGUGCCGUCUACUUUGCCGGAGUAAUGGUUCGUUUGAUGUUGACACUCACGCCAGUCGUUUGUAUGCUGGCUGGUGUUGCAUUUUCUGGACUGUUGGACGUUUUUCUUCAAGAGGAUUCAUCUAAACGCAUUCAAGGCUCAACAAACUCAACUUUAGAUGCUGAUGAUCACGAGGAAUCCCUUGAGAAAAAGAGUCUCUAUGACAAAGCCGGGAAAUUAAAACAUCGCACAAAACAUGAUGCAACCCAUGAAGGAGGCAUUAGUUCCAAUUUGAAAAGUAUUGUCAUCUUGGCAGUUUUAAUGAUAUUAAUGAUGUUUGCUGUGCAUUGUACAUGGGUAACUAGCAAUGCGUAUUCGAGUCCUUCAAUUGUACUUGCUUUUCACAACAGUCAGGAUGGAUCACGCAAUAUACUGGAUGACUUCAGGGAAGCCUAUUAUUGGCUUUCGCAAAACACCGCCGAUGAUGCACGCAUUAUGUCUUGGUGGGAUUAUGGCUAUCAAAUAGCUGGAAUGGCAAAUCGAACAACAUUGGUUGACAAUAAUACUUGGAAUAAUAGCCAUAUUGCAUUAGUUGGUAAAGCCAUGUCAUCAACAGAAGAGAAGUCUUAUGAAAUUAUGACGUCCCUGGAUGUGGACUAUGUUCUUGUAAUAUUCGGUGGCGUAAUUGGCUAUUCCGGAGAUGAUAUAAAUAAGUUUUUGUGGAUGGUUAGGAUCGCUGAAGGAGAACACCCAAAGGAUAUUAAAGAAAGUGACUUCUUUACGGAUCGUGGUGAAUUCAGAGUUGAUGCCGAAGGCGCACCAGCCUUACUUAACUGCCUUAUGUAUAAGCUAAGCUAUUACCGAUUUGGAGAACUGAAAUUAGACUACAGAGGACCAUCAGGCUAUGAUAGGACCAGAAAUGCAGUUAUAGGAAAUAAAGAUUUUGAUUUGACUUAUUUAGAAGAAGCGUACACCACUGAGCACUGGCUGGUUCGAAUCUACAGAGUAAAGAAGCCUUUUGAAUUCAAUAGACCGUCUUUAAAAGCAAAAGAAAGGAUUGUUCCACCUUCAAACUUUAUAUCUCGAAAAAACUUGAAACGGCGUAAGGGAUUUAUUCGAAAUCGACCAAUUGUUGUUAAAGGAAAAAGGACACUGAAAUAAAUUACUAAUGCAUUCACUGCAAUAAAACAUUGGAGAAUAAAUGUCUUGUGUUAAAGCGUAGGAAUUUUAGUUAAAUAUAAAAGGCCAGUCAGUUCCCAGAUGUAUUGACUAUACACUAAUUAACAAGCUGUGUGUGUAUCUAUUA